This is a messenger RNA of Eremothecium gossypii ATCC 10895, 1215 nucleotides long. It is a transcript of the gene YSR3, whose product is annotated as sphinganine kinase YSR3. Gene Ontology annotation, cellular component: endoplasmic reticulum membrane. Gene Ontology annotation, molecular function: sphingosine-1-phosphate phosphatase activity. The record is from RefSeq and is marked provisional. NCBI's taxonomy places the organism in Eukaryota, Fungi, Ascomycota, Saccharomycetes, Saccharomycetales, Saccharomycetaceae. The coding region runs from base 1 to 1215 and encodes 404 amino acids. The transcript has a single exon.
AUGACCGCUCAGGCUUCGGAUAACAUUCCGAAUAUCAGAGGAAGAAGACCUCGUGGCGUGUCUGACCAUUCGGGAGCAAAAUUGCCUCAGUAUGAUCCCGGAAGCCAUCCACCUGGAUACUUCAAACCGUAUAUGUCGGCGUUUCGGUUCAAAUGCAGAGAGUACCUUCUGCCAUUUACCGCUAAUCAAUCGGAUUAUAUUGCAUUGCUUCAGCGCCAAUAUCGAACACCAUGGAGAGACAGCUACUUUGCGUACACAGCACUUCUUGGGUCCCACAUGUUUUAUGUGAUUGCUCUGCCCAUUCCCAGGUGGCUAGGAUACGGCGUUGUGACCAGAGACCUAGUCUACGUCCUAGGAUACUCCAUUUACAUCACUGGGUACCUCAAGGACUAUUUUUGUUUGCCCAGGCCCGCGAGUCCGCCUUGCCACCGGAUCGCGCUAAGCAAGUACACAACGAAGGAGUACGGCGCCCCGAGCUCGCAUUGCGCCAAUGCGACCGCAGUGACCCUGUUGUUCCUUGUUUACGCUUGGCGGUCACGCAUGGACUGCAGCGCGCUGCAGUUCUUCCUGUGCCUUGUGCUGCUGGCCGUCUACUACGUGACGCUGACUCUGGGGCGUAUUUACUGUGGCAUGCACGGACUGCUCGACAUUGUGACAGGCUCCGCAAUUGGAGUCUUCUGCUUUACAGUGCGCUUGAUCACUAGAGACUACCUCAGUUUCGACCAGGCUACAGCGCAGUUUUCGUGGUGGUUCCCCUUCUUCGCGGUGGCCAUAGGCCUACUGAUGCUCUUCUACCAUGUCGAGCCUGUGGAUCCCUGCCCGUGCUUCGAGGACAGCGUCGCCUUUAUCGGCGUCAUCACAGGCAUUGAGGCCGCCGAGUGGCUUUUCCCCCGCCUGUUCCAUGAGACCACCAGCCAGUAUCUUGUGUUUCAAUGGUCCUACGUGGCCAUUCCAGCAGCCUGCGCGCGCAUAGUUGCUGGAAUCCUCUGCGUGCUGCUGUGGAAGAGCGUUCUGAGCAAGAAACUCGUCUACAGCCUGCUCUCCGUACUGAUGACAGACGAUCGACCUGCUGCACACGCAGAACACCCUCGCACCGGCCACGUGCGUCCGCUGGUGCCCCGCAUCGAUAUACUUGGCAGAUUUUUUGUCUACAUGGGCGUUCCGAUGACUGUUAUCAUAGUGUGCCCAACUGUCUUCGCUCUUUUGGGCAUCUAA